Molecule: messenger RNA, 3361 nt
Organism: Cherax quadricarinatus
Lineage: Eukaryota; Metazoa; Arthropoda; Malacostraca; Decapoda; Parastacidae
Source: RefSeq, a predicted model, not a curated record
UAAAUUUGCAUAUUUGAAAGGCUGGAACACCGGUUGGUAUAUAAAGAAAGUCAUGCCCCCAAAAAAGAUGCAUUUACAGUGUAGCGUCUGAACGAGCAGGUUGUCUCCCCCUUGACACCACUCAGCCACCAUGAAGAUGUGUGUAUUGUUGCUGCUGCUGGCCCUGAGUGGCCGCACUAUGGCAGAUGGUGCUGGUCACCAUCACCACGACCAUGGAGGACCACCACCAGACCAGUAUGCACCACCACCAGAUCAGUAUGGCCCACCACCAGUUCCUCCACCAGCCGAGUAUGGGCCACCACCAGCUCAGUACGGUCCACCACCAGCUCCUCCACCAGCACAGUAUGGGCCACCACCAGCCCAGUAUGGCCCACCACCACCCCAAUAUGGCCCUCCGGUCAUUAUUAUAAGAGAACCCAUUGAAAGCGGAGGCAAAGGCGGCAAAGGCGGCAAAGGUGGCUUGGGUUUUCUACCCUUACCCGACUUUAGCUUCUUCAAGGAGACUAAGGAUGCCGCUGGCAAGAAACUCAAGGGUGCCCUUGAUACUGUGGUCAGCGCCUUUGGCACACUCGACAAGAAGAUGAAAUCCUUGCAGACCCGGGCGAUGGGCACUGUUCUCAAGCAUUUUAAGGACAAGUUCAAUAAAGGAAAGGGCAGCGCUCCAGCCCCUGAACCAGUAUAUGGCCCUCCUCCUCCAAGUUAUGGUCCUCCUCCUCCAAGUUAUGGUCCUCCUCCUCCAAGCUACGGUCCACCCCCUCCACCACCAAGCUAUGGCCCUCCCCCACCAAGUUAUGGCCCUCCUCCUCUCCCUCCCCAAGACAGCUAUGGAGCUCCACCUACCGGCUAUGCAGCACCUUUCGGGGACACCACCGGAGGGCAUCACCAUGGAGGACCCACAGGUACCCGGGAACUUCCAGACGCCUAUGGUGCUCCCAAACCUAAUGACAUUAUAAUUGGCGGUGGAUAUGACAGCCCGACUGGAAGUCUUCCUGCACCGACUGGACAUCAUCCUGUACCGACCGGACAUCAUUCUGCACCGACUGAACAUCAUCCUGCCCCGACUGCACCCCGCCAUGCCCCGACUGGACCUCAGGGUUUCCCGACUGGUUCUGACAGUGGUUCAGAGGCAUCCAGCUACGUUUCUUACGACCCAUCAGGCCCUCAGAAAUAGAAGAGCUGAGGUGUGUGCACUUACGACUAACACAUCAGCUAGUGCUCAGAACUUGCAUGGUUUUGUUGUAGCCUAGCACCUGGACUGCUGUUAGGUUGCAGCCUAGCUCCUGGCCUAAUGCUAGGCUGUAAUCCUGCCUCCAUGCCCGUGAUACCAUGGCCAAAACCUCGGCAUUAUCGCCAAGUGACCAAUUGUAAUUUUUUCUCUAGAAUAUUUUUAAUGUCCAUGCUCUGUAUUCAGGAAUUAAAAUUUUUUGAGAUGUUUCUCCCCAACUGAUCUUGAGAUCAUGAAUAUUAUAUUUAUGGAGAAGCUGUAAACCCCAGAGUUUGAUACAGCAUCUUCAGGAAUCACAUACUGCACUCUCAUUGUUUCUCGACCUUUAAAAUGUUUGAGAAAGCAAUGUAUUCUAAUUAAUGUUAUAUUCAUAGGGAAGCACUAAACCCAUGGAGGGUCAUAUAGUGCCUGGGGAAUGGGAGGUAAUCAGGUUUGGUUCAGUUCCUUGGAUUAAGAGCCCUUCAACAUCAAGGUGCCUCCCCCUUGAUGAGUUAUUACUGUUAUAUCGAAGUUGUUCUUUAUGCAUCUUGAGGAAAACAAUCUACAGUCAGUCAUCUUUUAGUUAUUACUAUAUUAUGGGGAGGUGCUAAACCCACAGGGAUCAUACAACCCUUUGGGAAUGGAAGGGAAGGGUAAUACCUAAUUCCUUGAAUCAGGAGCCCUUCACUAGCUUAUGGGCACUUCCCUUGAAAGGUAUGAGAUGCAGAAUCGAGAACAUAACACUGUACAGUAGCUCAUUUGUAAAUUGUUAUCACCGAAAUCAUCCCUGAAGCAUUUUCAGAGUAUAAAAAUAGAACAGGUAUUAGCCGUCUCAAAUGCCAUACUGAAAAAAAUAUGUACAUAUGUUUUGUUUGACUAACACUUUCCUUUUCAAUUUCUUGGUAUUUUAGGCUAAGGAAUAUGACUGUGAAUAGAGAAACUAUCCAAUGCACAUAAAUUAACUUAUAAAUGAAAGAAUCUCAAUCUGCAAGUUCUAUUCAUUUGGCAUUGUUAUAGAAAUAGUAACAGAACCAGUAUUACAUUUAAGAAACUAAAGAAUUCACAAGGUAACUAUCAUUCUUAUAUCUGCACAAUAACUGUUCAUAUUAAUGUACCAGAGUACAUCCACCUGUUAUUAAGACUAUUCACCUUUUCUAGCAUUAGUUAGUUUGUUGUAAAUGGCUUAGACCUCCAUUUCAAGAGAAAGUUAUAUGUUGUAAAUGGCUCAGACCUUUGAAUAUAAAAUUUACUGUAUUAUAUAUAACAUUAGUAUUCUUUGGGAAGUGCUAGACCUUGAGGGGUCACAGUACGUGGGGAAUGGGAGGUAAACAGGUUGGAUCCAUCUUCAAGAGGAGACUGGAUUACUACCUCUGCCAAGUGCCAGAUCAACCAGUUUGUGAUAGCUAUGUGGGCCAGCAGGCAGCUAAAAGGAACAGCUUGGUUGAACAGGCAAUCAAGGAUGCUUGUCCAAAGGUCAGGCUGGUAGGUUAGAAAAGCCCUCAAAAUCAGUCGGAUAUAUAACAAGGAAGGGAGAGUAGCUCCACUAAAAGUUAUAUGUUGUAAAUGGUUCAAACUUUCAUUUCAAGAGAGAACAGUGUUAAAUAUUUAUCAAUCACUGGGUGUUUUAGGACAAACUAGACCAAAUUCUUAAAAAAAGCUUCAAUUGAUAACAAAAUAUACUGUAUAUAUUCAUGGGGAAGCACUAAACCUGUGUGAAGGGUUAUAUAUUACAAUCGGGAAGUGCUAGACCCAUUUGGGCCAUAUGUCUCCUGAUGAAUGGGAUGUAAUCAGGUUUGAUCUGAGUGUAGCUCAAAUCCCUUGGAUAAAGUCCCCCAUUAAAGAGAACUUUACACAUGAUAAUGAAUAUUUGAACUACUUACAAGGGCCCAUGCAGUUGAAAUAUUUAAUGGAAUUCAGAUGUUUCAAUACCAAAGACAUUACUGGAGAACUGAUCUUCCCUCCAACCAUCAACAUGAAGAGCUAGGCAUCACUAACUCUCCAGCAUUUCUAUCCUGCUUAAGGAUAUCCAUGGAAAUAAAAAUAAUCUCAGGGAAGCAUUUUUCAGUAAUUUUUUCUGGAAGGGGUUAAUACUAUGUGUUGGCCUCUUGUUAUUAGAUAACACUGCCCAUCUGGCAACCACUAGUAAACUUAUGUCUU